Molecule: messenger RNA, 1743 nt
Organism: Chanos chanos (milkfish)
Lineage: Eukaryota; Metazoa; Chordata; Actinopteri; Gonorynchiformes; Chanidae
Gene: dnai2b
Product: dynein, axonemal, intermediate chain 2b
Exons: 12
Biological process (GO): cilium movement; outer dynein arm assembly
Cellular component (GO): outer dynein arm
Molecular function (GO): dynein light chain binding; dynein heavy chain binding
Source: RefSeq, a predicted model, not a curated record
AUGGAAAUAGUGUUUGUGUACACAAAGAAGCGAAGCGAGUUCGGCAAGCAGUGUAACUUUUCGGAUCGGUCAGCGGAGCUGCACGUCGACAUCCUUCCCGACCCUUCACUAACAGCCAAUUUCGUGGAGAGAGACCCCUGCGACGUGCCCAUACAAUGCACCCAGGAGAUGUCGGAACACGAGGUGAAUACCGAGCGUUUUGUGUCCGAGACGCGGGGAAUAAACCACAUUGAGGGCGGGUGGCCCAAGGAUGUCAACCCCCAAGAGAUGGAACAGACCAUCCGCUACAGGAAGAAGGUGGAGAAGGACGAGCAUUACGUGAACACCAUCAUGCAGCUGGGCGGUCUCAUGGAGCACUGCAUCAAACAGAACAACGCCAUUGACAUUUACCAGGAGUACUUCACUGACGAGGGUGUGGCAGAGGAGUCUAAAGAACAGCCCUCGGCCAAAACCGUCAACGUCUUCAGAGACCCUAAUGAGAUGAAACGCACAGCCACCAGUCUCUCCUGGCACCCAGAUGGGAGCCGUAAGCUGGCAGUGGCCUACUCCUCUCUGGAGUUCCAGAGAGCCUCUGGAAAUAUGAGCUACGACUCCUACAUCUGGGAUAUUGAGAAUCCCAAUAAACCUGAAAUGACUCUUAAACCUGUUUCCCCUCUCGUCUGUCUGGAGUAUAAUCCCAAAGACUCCCACAUCCUUGUUGGAGGAAGUUACAAUGGUCAGAUUGCGUAUUGGGACACACGCAAAGGGAGUCAGCCUGUGGACAUGUCCACCAUCGAACACAGCCACAGAGACCCAGUCUACAAAGUCAUCUGGCUUCAGUCGAAGACGGGCACGGACACCUUCUCAGCCUCUACUGAUGGUCAGGUGCUUUGGUGGGACAUCCGAAAGAUGAAUGAGCCCACAGAGAGACUCGUCUUGGACCCCAGUAAGAAGGGUAAGCUCGACAACGCCUUGGGGGCCAUCUCGCUGGAGUUCGAGACCACAAUGCCAACCAAGUUCAUGGUGGGCACAGAGCAGGGACUGGUCGUGUCCUGCAACCGCAAAGCUAAGACCCCAGCUGAGAAGAUAGUCUGCACAUACAGUGGGCACCACGGACCCAUUUACGCCCUACAGAGGAAUCCCUUCUUCCCCAAAAACUUCCUAACCAUAGCCGACUGGACCGCCCGCAUCUGGUCCGAAGACAUCAAGGAGUCUUCCAUCAUGUGGACCAAGUAUCACAUGGCCAACCUGUUAGAUGGCUGCUGGAGCCCCACCAGACCCUCUGUCUUCUUCACUGUCAAAAUGGACGGCACACUGGACGUGUGGGACUUCCUGUUCAAACAAAAUGACCCCACUCUCAGCCUUAAAGUGUGUAAUGAAGCUCUGUACAGUUUGCGGGUGCAGGAUAAUGGGCGUUUUAUGGCGUGUGGUUCUCAGCUGGGCACUGCCACUCUUCUGGAGAUCACAUCAGGUCUCUGCACACUUCAGAAAAAUGAGAAAGCCCUCGCCACAGCGAUGUUUGAGCGGGAGACCAAGCGGGAAAAAAUUCUAGAAGCCAGGCACAGGGAGAUGCGUCUAAAGGAGCGCAGUCGCUCUGAGCAGAGCAAAGAGGAUGAGGGGAAAGAGGGAGACAGUGAGGAGAGCACAGAGGACCUGGUUUCUCGUGCGGAGAAGGAGUUCUUUGAGAUUGUGGAGGCAGAGCAGAGGAAGAAGGAGAAAGAAGAUGCCAAAGAGAAGCUGAAGGUAAAGAUGAUGUGUGAGGAG